Messenger RNA from Mesocestoides corti, 1908 nucleotides. The record is from the annotation of a GenBank genome assembly. Lineage: Eukaryota; Metazoa; Platyhelminthes; Cestoda; Cyclophyllidea; Mesocestoididae.
AUGCUGGGUUUAUUCAAUGUUAUCUUGAACAAUGGAAACAGUAUGCCCUCACUUGUUUUUGGAACUUCGGAUCCCGAAAAUGCCGUUGGUGACGCCGUCGUUUGUGCGAUUGAAACAGGCUACAGACAUAUUGACUGUGCAAUGUUUUAUAAAAACGAAGAAGAGGUUGGAGCUGCAAUAUCUAAAUGCUUGACGUCGCAAAAUCUGAAGCGUGAGGACUUAUUUAUUACUUCGAAGCUGUGGUGUGAUAGUCAUAAGCCAGACGACGUACGGCCUGCCUGCGAGCUUUCAAUACAAAAACUUGGCCUGGACUAUCUCGAUUUGUAUCUUGUACAUUGGCCUGUAUCGUUCCAUGCUAAACCGGGUAGGGUUCUUAAUGUCGACGACCCGGAUACCAUUGAAUUCGAAGAGCAUCCAUUGGAGAAAACAUGGAAGGCCAUGGAGAGUUUGGUUUCUGUUGGUCUGGUUAAGUCGAUCGGUGUGUCUAAUUUUAAUAGGAAGCAGUUGGACCGAAUAAUGAAAAUCUGCACUAUACCUCCAGCGGUGAACCAGAUUGAAGUUUCUUUGAACUGUAUGAACACAAAACUGAUUGAGUAUUGCCAUUCAAAGGGAAUUCAGGUUGAGGCUUACGCCCCAAUCGGAUCUCCCGGUUUCGCGAAGGGAACAAUACCUUCGCUUUUGGAAGAGCCGUUUGUGAAAGAGAUCGCGGACGCCCACAAGAAGACCACAGCACAAAUACUGCUUCGUCAUGCCUUACAGCGAGGACUUGCAGUCAUAUGCAAAAGCAUUACAAACUCACGUAUCAAGUCGAAUUUCGAGGUAACUCACGACUAUUUCUGGUGUCAAUUUUCUCUUAUUAUGUUUGACUUCGAACUCACUGAUGCAGAAAUGAUGAAAUUGAAUACAAGCGGGCGUAAUGCACGAAUUUUUAGGCUUCUAGCGUUUGAUAUGCCUGCCAUGUCAUCUAUAACCUUAAACAGUGGAUUUAAAAUUCCCUCAUUGGGAUUUGGGACAUUCGCCGUAAGCGAAUUCACAGAGCAAGAUUAUACCCUCUACUGUGCAAUGGUAUAUGAUAAUGAGGAGGAGGUCGGAUCUGGGAUUUCAAAAGCGCUGUUGUCGGAAGGUCUAUCCCGUAAAGAUUUAUUCAUUACAUCUAAGCUUUGGUGUGACAAGCAUUCACCAAAAGAUGUGCGUCCAGCUUGUGAGCAAUCGCUAAAGCGCCUUGGACUAGAAUACCUGGACUUGUAUCUUGUCCACUUUCCUACUGCGUUCCAUGCAAAACCAUCCAUGACAUUUAAUCCUUUUGACCGUGAUACUGUUGAAUACGAAGAACAAUCACUAGAAAACACGUGGAAGGCCAUGGAGUGUUUAGUAGCUGCUGGUCUAGUUAAGUCAAUCGGAGUGUCGAAUUUCAACAGAAAACAGGUGGAUCGUGUUAUGAGCGUUGCCUCAAUUGUUCCAGCAGUGAACCAAAUUGAAGUUAAUGUGGACUGUAUGAAUACGAAACUGAUAGACUACUGCUGGUCGAAGGGCAUUCAUAUUGAAGCAUAUGGUGUACUCGGAAAUCCAGGUUUCCUGGGGUAUGUUUGCUGCUGUAAAUUCUUUGCUGACGCCUCUAGUGUAAGAACAAAGGUACCUCCUAUUCUAGAACAGCCGUAUAUCAAGGAGAUCGCGGCUGCCCACAACAAGACCCCAGCGCAAAUACUGCUGCGUCAUGGCUUGCAGCGAGGUCUGGUGGUUUUAUGCAAAAGCGUCACGCCGUCGCGCAUUGAGUCCAAUUUCAAAGUAUUUGACUUUGAACUAAGUGAGGAGGAGAUGAAGAAAUUGAAUACCUGUGGUCGUAACACUCGUCUCUUUAAAGUACCUGCACUGAAAGACCACCCCGAAUACCCUCACAAGGAGGAAUAA